Conger conger (European conger) is the source of this 5797-nucleotide messenger RNA. RefSeq names its product cohesin subunit SA-1. Bases 326 to 4093 code for a protein of 1255 amino acids. The transcript is spliced from 34 exons. NCBI's taxonomy places the organism in Eukaryota, Metazoa, Chordata, Actinopteri, Anguilliformes, Congridae. The record is from RefSeq and is a predicted model, not a curated record. Gene Ontology annotation, molecular function: chromatin binding. Gene Ontology annotation, biological process: sister chromatid cohesion. Gene Ontology annotation, cellular component: nucleus; chromatin; cohesin complex.
CCACCAGAUGGCGGCUUAGGAUUGCUGCUCUUCUGAAAGGCGCGGUUCCACUCGCGGUCCAAUUUACAAUAAAAAAUCUUUAAGCUUUUAAAAAUAUUUUCGAUUUUUUAAUUUCUGAAAGUUGUAAACGGUACCGUAAUGGACAGCAAAGACUGCGGGGUAUGACCGGGUCGAGGCCACACUAGAGCACCAGAAGAGAAGCCCUUCCUGUAACUCUCCUGCGUUUGGUGAAGACCAGUCCCGCUCUUUGGAACACUUUGGGGAAAGAGACUUACCUGCACGGUGCUACAGUCCCACAGUGGGAGGCUGCUGAGAUCGCCUCACGAUGAUUACCUCAGAGCUGCCAGUUUUACAGGACCCCAGUAAUGAGUCGGGCCCGGCGGAGACGGUCAGCCUCAGCGUGAGCGUCAGCGAGCUGGACGACAGCGGGGAGAUCAAGGGCAAGAAGAAGAGGGGGAGGCCCGGGAGACCACCGACGGCCAAUAAGAAGCCUCGGAAGACCCCUGCGGAGAAGUCCCAGAUGGGACCCCCUCGGGGGCGGAAGGCCAACGGACUGCCCCAGCAGAACGGCGAGGGGGGCGACCCCGUAACCCUGUUCGAGGUGGUCAAGAUGGGAAAGAGCGCCAUGCAGUCUGUUGUUGAUGACUGGAUUGAGUCCUACAAGCAAGACCGAGAUAUAGCACUUCUCGACCUAAUCAACUUCUUCAUUCAGUGCUCUGGGUGUAAAGGCACUGUAAGAAUCGAGAUGUUUCGCAACAUGCAAAAUGCUGAAAUUAUCCGGAAAAUGACAGAGGAAUUUGACGAGGACAGCGGUGACUACCCCCUCACCAUGCCCGGGCCACAGUGGAAGAAGUUCCGCUACAACUUCUGCGAGUUCAUCGGGGUCCUGAUCCGGCAGUGCCAGUACAGCAUCAUCUACGACGAGUACAUGAUGGACACGGUCAUCUCGCUGCUCACAGGGCUGUCCGACUCCCAGGUCCGAGCCUUCAGGCACACCAGCACCCUGGCAGCCAUGAAGCUGAUGACGGCCCUGGUGAACGUGGCUCUGAACCUGAGCAUCAACCAGGACAACACGCAGAGGCAGUACGAGGCCGAGAGGAACAAGAUCGUGGGGAAGAGGGCCAACGAGAAGCUCGAGCUGCUGCUGCAGAAGAGGAAGGAGCUCCAGGAAAACCAGGACGAGAUCGAAAACAUGAUGAACUCCAUCUUCAAGGGCAUAUUCGUCCACCGCUACAGGGACGCCAUCGCGGAAAUUCGAGCCAUCUGUAUAGAGGAGAUCGGCAUGUGGAUGAAGAUGUACAGCGACGCCUUUCUGAACGACAGCUACCUGAAGUACGUCGGGUGGACUCUGCACGACCGGCAAGGUGAAGUGCGGUUGAAGUGCUUGAAAGCCCUCCAGAACCUCUACACAAACCGGGAGCUCUUUCCAAAGCUGGAGCUCUUCACCAACAGGUUCAAGGAUCGUAUUGUGUCGAUGACCCUCGACAAAGAGUAUGACGUAGCAGUGGAGGCCAUAAGACUGGUGACGCUAAUCCUGCAGGGGAGUGAGGACGCCCUGUCCAAUGAGGACUGCGAGAACGUCUACCACCUGGUCUACUCCGCCCACCGGCCAGUUGCCGUGGCGGCGGGAGAAUUCCUCCACCGGAAGUUGUUCAGCAGACACGACCCCCAGGCAGAGGAGGCCCUGGCCAAACGCAGAGGCAGAAACAGCCCCAAUGGAAACCUGAUCAGAAUGCUGGUGCUCUUCUUCCUGGAGAGUGAGCUGCACGAGCAUGCGGCCUACCUGGUGGACAGCCUGUGGGAGAGCUCCCAGGAGCUGCUGAAAGACUGGGAGUGCAUGGCAGAGCUUCUGCUGGAGGAACCUGUGCAGGGGGAGGAAGUGCUGUCGGACAGGCAGGAGAGUGCGCUGAUCGAGCUAAUGGUCUGCACGAUUCGGCAGGCAGCUGAAGCACACCCCCCUGUGGGACGGGGGACGGGGAAGAGGGUGCUGACGGCGAAGGAGAGGAAGACUCAGAUCGACGAUAAAAACAAACUGACGGAGCACUUCAUCAUGGCCCUGCCCAUGCUGCUGUCUAAGUACCAGGCAGACUCUGAGAAGGUGGCUAACCUCCUGCAGAUCCCCCAGUUCUUCGACCUGGACGUGUACAGCGCUGGCAGGAUGGAGAAGCACUUGGACGCCCUGCUGAAGCAGAUCAAGUUUGUGGUGGAGAAGCACACGGAGGCGGAGGUGCUGGAGGCCUGCAGCCGCACCUACAGCACGCUGUGCAGCGAGGAGUACACCAUCAUGAACCGCGUGGACAUCGCCCGCAGCCAGCUGGUGGACGAGAUGGUCGACCGCUUCUGCCACUCCGUGGAGGACCUGCUGCAGGAGGGCGAAGAAGCAGACGAUGACGACAUUUACAACGUCCUCUCUACUCUCAGGAGACUCACUGCGUUCCACAAUGCUCAUGACCUCACAAGGUGGGACCUCUUUGGAAACUGCUACAGGCUGCUGAAGACCGGAAUUGAACAAGGUUCCAUGCCUGAGCAGAUUGCAGUCCAGGCUCUUCAGUGCUCUCAUUAUGCCAUCCUGUGGCAGCUGGUGAAGAUCACGGAGGGUUCUCCGUCUAAGGAUGACCUUAUUGCACUAAGGAGGGUUGUCAAGUCUUUCCUGGCCGUGUGUCAGCAGUGCCUGUCCAAUGUCAACACCCCUGUAAAGGAGCAGGCUUUCAUGCUGCUCUGCGACCUCCUGAUGAUCUUCAGCCACCAGCUGACCUCGGGGGGCCGCGAGGGCCUGCAGCCGCUGGUCUUCAACCCCGACGGGCAGCUGCAGAACGAGCUGCUCACCUUCGUCCUCGACCACGUCUUCAUCGACCAGGACGAGGAGAACCAGAGCAUAGAGGGCGACGAGGAGGACGAGGCGAAUAAGAUCGAGGCCUUGCACAAGAGGAGGAACCUGCUGGCGGCCUUCAGCAAGCUCAUCAUCUACGACAUUGUGGACAUGCCUGCUGCUGCAGACAUCUUCAAGCACUACAUGAAGUACUACAAUGACUAUGGUGACAUCAUCAAAGAGACCCUGAGCAAGACGAGACAGACAGACAAGAUCCAGUGUGCCAAGACCCUCAUUCUGAGUCUGCAGCAGCUAUUCAACGAGCUUCUGCAGGACCAGGGGCCCAACCUGGACCGCACCUCGUCCCAUGUCAGCGGCAUCAAGGAGCUGGCCCGCCGCUUCGCCCUCACGUUCGGCCUGGACCAGAUCAAAACCCGCGAGGCUGUGGCCACGCUGCACAAGGAUGGAAUCGAAUUUGCCUUCAAGUAUCAGAACCCUAAAGGGGUGGAGUUUCCCCCUCCAAAUCUGGCCUUCCUGGAAGUUCUGAGCGAGUUCUCCUCCAAGUUGCUCCGUCAGGAUAAAAAGACUGUUCACUCGUACCUGGAGAAGUUCAUGACGGAGCAGAUGAUGGAGCGGAGGGAGGACGUGUGGCUGCCGCUCAUCUCCUACAGGAACUCGCUGCUGACGGGCGGAGACGAGGACCGGCUGUCCGUCACCAGCGGCAGCAGCAGCAGCAAGGCCGGCUCCAUCCGCAGCAAGAAGGGCCGGCCCCCGCUGCACAAGAAAAGGAUAGAGGAGGAGAGUGUGGAGGGGUCCUGGCUGAUGAGGAACGACACCCUGCCGACGCCCCAGCUCACCUCCACCGUCCUGAGGGAGAACCCCCGGCAGGCAGCCGAACACAUCCCCGACCAGGACUCCGAGCCGGGCUCCGAGUCCGACUACGUCCACAACCCCCAGAUGCAGAUGUCCUGGCUCGGGCAGCAGAAGCUGGACGAAGUGAACCGGAAGGACCGGACGGGGAUGAACUACAUGAAGGCGCGGAGUGGAGGGGUGCGGCAGACCGUCCGGGGUCUGAUGGAGGAUGACGCAGAGCCCAUCUUUGAGGAUGUAAUGAUGUCAUCCCGUGGGCAACUGGAGGACAUGAACGAGGAGUUUGAGGAUACCAUGGUGAUCGAUCUGCCUCCAUCCAGGAACAGACGAGAGAGAGCAGAACUGAGACCAGACUUCUUCGACUCGGCGGCCAUGAUAGAGGAUGAAUCGGGAUUCACCAUGCCCAUGUUCUGAGAAGAUGCAAAGUAGGGGGGGAAUGUUGGCUGAAAGAAGACAAAAAAAGGAUUAUGUUCGGAGCAAUGGGGCCUUCUAACUGUGAUUGCUUGAGAAAUGUAUUAGGGGAGGGGGGUGGACUUUUUGAACAAGAAAAGAUUCAUGAAAAACCUGUCAGUCUUAUCGCUCCAGUCGAGGAUAAAGAGGAUUGUCGUUGCCCUUUCGAUGAGCCCGGUGGCUUCACGUCUCCGUGGCUUAAGUUUGCCCAUCUUUCCCCCCUCAAGCAAACAAUACUGGUGCCACCCGCCCAAUAAACUCCCUCAAGGAUCAGUUUUAAACUUUACAUUUCUAAUUACAAAAAAAAGUUGUAUGUUUAAAAAAAAAAAAAAAAAAAAUUAACCAAGAAAAAAAAAAAAAAAGGAUUAAGAUUCAUGCCUGUUAGAAUUGCAGCAGUACUCCAUGUAUGGAUUCGCACUUGAUUUGGUUAACAUUGUGGUACACUUUAUUCUCUGAGGAAGUCAGGUACCAGGUGCCACUACCCCCCUAGUUUGAAGGUGUACAUUUAUUUGUGAUGUCCUCCACCACUGACUAGGCCACUGUACAGGUCAUUAGUUCAGUGUUGUGUCUGGUCUGGUCAAAAGGCAGUUUUGUUUUUGGGUAUUUGGGGUUAUUUUUUGUUUAUUUGUCUCCUUGUUUAUUACACAUGCAAAAAUAUCAGUGUGAUGUACAUCGUACAUAGAAACACUCAUUUUAACCACGCACACUGGCCCCCUCACGACUACGAAAACAGAAAAGGUCAUUUUGUGGUGGUAAGCGAUUAAAACACGGGUGUAUUGUGGUUUGUGGCAAGUUGCUUUCUCUUGCCAUACUUGCCUCCAAUGGCUGUGUCUGUGUGAAAGGGCACUAAGGCCCUGAUUCUCAACAAAUUUCUGAAACCGAUUUAAAUUUUAUCUUUACACGUCCAUAACGGUAAACUGUCUAAGUCUCAUUUUAGUCUAGGUCCGAAACCGUAUUACUGUGUACAGCUCAAAUUUAGGUCUCGAGUGUUUUCCGGUCAGCAACGCAAAUAAUGUAACCAGGAGUUUUUAAACAAAUUAAUAGUUUAAAAGAAAAAAAAGAAAAAAAAAAACAUAUUUUGAAUUUUAGUAGUUUAGUAUGAAGUUUUGAAUCAAGUGAGGUUUUUGUUCAAAUGUUUGUACAGUUCUAUUUCGACAGAUCUGUUGCCAAAUUGUGGACAGUGCGCUUUACCCUACCACCAGCUCCAAUCACGACAGAAAAUGUUGGGAAGCCAGGAUUGAGCGACGGCGGUCACUAGCUGGAUUUAAAGUGGUGGAAUUAUCAUGUCACCUGUGUAGUUCUGUGGGCAUAAUAGAAGCAGCAUGGUAGAGUCCAGCCACAGCAAACCUUGUGCUUCAGUCAUCAUGUUGUCAAAAAACAAGUUAUAUCGUAGACUGCACAACAACCGUUUCAUAUCUUAGGUACUUUUCAUGUGGGUGGGUCUAAAAUUCGGUUCCAAUGCGAUAGCUUUUAUAUUCCCAGUGUCUCCUUGAUUGGUUUUGUUAGUAAUCCUGUAAAUUGUACAUUUUCAAUAUUAAGACGUUUUUUUUUCUUUUGUACAACCUAAUGCGGAUGUAUCCCCUUCCCUUUAAUAAACUGUUCUAAAUCUUUUUUCUGUGAACAUAAAUUUGUUUUGAUUUUUUAAUUAAAUAAAAUCUGUAAUCUUGA